AUGCUUCUCCAGCCCUUGUCUAUCGACGUGCCGACAAGUGACACCUGGGUACUUCUUACCACCGCCGGCGCGUCCGCCAUGUUGAGUUGUAUUCUGAUGGGGCAGAAGAGGCAUAUUGGCAAUGCCUCCACCAUGUCAAGGCAGCGAUAUCAGUUGGAGGAUAUCGUUCGUCAUGUUCAUCCCUUUCAUGAGGUCGGCCCGUUACACGGCCAGGGCGGGAAGGAUUUCUCGAGGCAAUCUGCUUCCUCCGCCGAUGUCAUCCAGAUCCAAGCCUACUGUAGCGGGAGAUUUGAGGACGGCACCGCCCAAGCCUAG
This is a messenger RNA of Diaporthe amygdali, 315 nucleotides long. RefSeq lists its product as uncharacterized. The record is from RefSeq and is a predicted model, not a curated record. The transcript has 5 exons. NCBI's taxonomy places the organism in Eukaryota, Fungi, Ascomycota, Sordariomycetes, Diaporthales, Diaporthaceae. Bases 1 to 315 code for a protein of 104 amino acids.